This is a messenger RNA of Protopolystoma xenopodis, 417 nucleotides long. The record is from the annotation of a GenBank genome assembly. Lineage: Eukaryota; Metazoa; Platyhelminthes; Monogenea; Polystomatidea; Polystomatidae.
AUGAAUCGGUGCCUUGACGACCGACAUGGCACUUGGCAACCAAACCCCGCCAGGGUGUUCGGCCGCAGCUCCGGGUGGCUGAUCUUUUGGACUUUUGUCUGUGGCACAACUUGCACGGGCGGUGUGCUGACUGGCCGUUGUCGGGGCGCACGCAACCGUGCUCGUCGGCCCCGCCCUGAUGGCCGAGCGGAGGAGCCGUGGGCCUGCAGGCUCUUCUGCUUUCGCCUAGUGACCAAAUUAGCAAUUCCAAUUAACCCACAAUGGCGAGGGCAGAUGGGCAGUUGCCGGCCGACUCGAUUGGUCGUCAAUCCGCUUCUGAUACAGCCUGUGGAGAAGGGUGGAGAAGUGCAGGCUUCGGCGUACAAGUCGGCUGGACACAAAGUACACAUGACUUUCGCCACUAAAGCUACCGCAUGA